AUGCUUCCAUCCGUUCAAGUUCAACGACAUUUUCUUCGACUUACACCCGAAAGAGCCAGAUUGUGGGCUCCUUCGGUCGUCGGCUUUGGCAUCGUAACGGGUGGUGCAGUUCUAUUCAUUGGUGAAAGAGUUCCAAGAAUUCGUCGGGAUAUAUUACAAAGAAUUCCGAUUAUUGGCAAUUAUUGGACUACUGAAGAAUAA
Molecule: messenger RNA, 201 nt
Organism: Racocetra persica
Lineage: Eukaryota; Fungi; Glomeromycota; Glomeromycetes; Diversisporales; Gigasporaceae
Source: the annotation of a GenBank genome assembly